AUGAAAACGAGUAUGCAGCGUCGUACUGUACCUCGUACCGAUCCACGAUAUGGUCAAUUGCGUACACGUAAUAAUGUGUCAGUAAAAAAAUCUCGUGAAAAAUCACGUAAAGAACACGAUGAAACUGUUCAACAUAUUGACGCAUUGCAAGGUGAAAAUGAAGAAUUAAUGAGAAAAGUUCAAUCACUGAAGCAAGAAUAUGAACAGUUACAAGCAUUAUUUAAGGAACAUACAGGAAUUGCGAUCAAUGAAUUACUCAAUGAACAAACACAAACAGGAACAUCAUGUUCCGAAAACACACUCCAUCCACAAGUUUUAAACUCAACGAAGUCGACUUUAGAAUCUACGCCAACCACUAAUAACGUAAUGCAUGAUACCUUUGAAAUAAAACCUGGAAAAGUUGAAGAUCAACAACCUUUACUUUCAAUAAAUAUUGAUCAACCUAUAAUUCAACAAGCAGAUCACCCAUCUCCGUCUAUAACUGCGCCAGAUUUUGACGGAGCUAUAUUAAUGAUUAACGGAGUACAAUAUAAAAUUGUUAAUAUCAAUCAGAAAUAA
Messenger RNA from Didymodactylos carnosus, 558 nucleotides. The record is from the annotation of a GenBank genome assembly. NCBI's taxonomy places the organism in Eukaryota, Metazoa, Rotifera, Eurotatoria, Philodinida, Philodinidae.